AAUGGCGGAUGAACAGCACUUUCAUACUUCGAGUUCAAGACUUAUUGGACAGAUAUUAUCACCUGUAGCUGUUGUAUUAGGAUCUCUAGCAAAUUUUACAACAAUAAUUGCUAUAGCAAGACAACCAAAGUUGAGAACUAUAACUAAUUUCUUUCUCAUCAACCUCGCUAUUUCCGAUCUGUUAUUCUCUGGAUUCAUCGGUCCAUUGAUUUCGACAUCGUUUUUCGUCGGCUGGUACAAGAUCAAUGAGAGUUCGCCGGAGCUUUGUCGUAUCUUCCCCUAUAUUAUGUACGCUACUGGUGGAGCAACUCUCUUUAUGGUAGCCCUUGUAACCCUUAACCGCUAUGUACUUAUAGUUCACGCCUACGCUUACAAAACCAUUUUUACGAAGACUAGAACAGGUAUAAUUCUAUUUACAACUUGGAUGAUAAUUUUAUGUCUUCUUCUUUUGCCCGCAACCGAGAUUUGGGGCGAAUUUGGCUAUGAAAGAUCCAUUGAUUUUUGUACAUUCAUUAGACAUCCUCGUAGACGAGGUGCGAGAACGUUUAUCACAGCUUUCUGCAUAUCCUUGACCAUCGCCUGUGUUUUGUUCUGUAACAUAAGAAUUUACUUGGUCGUUCGCCGUAGUAGAGAGAGAGUAGGCGGUGGUCUUGGGAGUAAUGGAGAGGCGAAUGGAGUAAGAAAUAACGCCCCUUCGACUAAUCGACCAAGACGGAAAGAUUUAAAACUCAUUAAGAUGAUAUUAACGGUUUUUGGUGUAUUUGGCAUUUGUAAUAUUCCAUUAGUUAUUAUUCUUAUGGUAACUAAGGACUAUGUGGAGCCGACUUUACACACGGUUGCUUUAAUGCUGUAUUGGUCAAGCUCGUUGGCUAAUCCCCUUAUCUACACGGUGAUGAACAAGCAAAUUCGUCUAGCUCUCUUAUCUCUACUACCCUUUCGUAAAAAGGGCAUACGAGGUUUGAAUAUAAACGACGACUCGACGACCCACUCCUACCGCCAAUAG
Molecule: messenger RNA, 1003 nt
Organism: Dimorphilus gyrociliatus
Lineage: Eukaryota; Metazoa; Annelida; Polychaeta; Dinophilidae
Source: the annotation of a GenBank genome assembly